AUGGCACCUAACAUCAUGACCUUGUGUAUAUACACUCUCUUUAUCUGGCUGUGCACCAUUGCUGGGCAUCUUUGUGACCAAUGCAGAGAAGGUGCCAUGCUCACUAAUGCCGCUAUAUCUCCUAAUUUACAAAAGACCCACCUAAAGAGAGUGCCAAAUGCCAGAACUAUGUCAGAGUGCACUAUGGCUUGUUGUAACCAUUCCGGUUGUGACCUCUCCUGGAUGUUGGGCAGACAAUGCUAUAUUGUGAACUGUCAGCACAAAGAGAGUUGUGAACCCCAAAAAGUAGACCGUAUGCAAUCUUACCUAACUUUUAUCUUAAGGCCUUCGCCAAAAUUUAUUCCAUAUGCCCUCUAUGAAAACAUUCCAAGUAACCGAGAAUAUUCAUUGACUGAUCAGGGUGACCAAGAGGAGGAUAUGACCAGUUUUAAAGAUCUUUCUUCCCUAAUCAAGAACCCAAGCCUUGAAGAUCUGACUGACUACACAGAUGACUACAACAUCCCCCAAUUAGAUUUGCUUCACUUAAAUGCUAAUGAAGGAGACAAAGUAAGAUCUGACUUGGACUACAUAGGCUGGAUUUUGCCUGAACUCAAUAAGAACACCACUACUGUAGAAAUUGGCAGACGUGAUGAUGAUUUAAUAGAACAUCCCAGAGAAGAGUCCUUGACUAAAGGAAAUGUAAACCAUGUAUCUGAGACACCAUCAAUGUCAACUACAACUGAAAUGGCUUUGACAAGACCAAUGAAAAGUACUGAGAUGUUUGUAGAAGAGCUUCCAACUCUUUUGCCUAAUUCGACUUUGGAGAAACUUGCCUCAUCUGAUGUUUUUGGUAAAAGUGAAAAGCAACCAACUGUUCAGUCUAUUCUAGAGCCUCAGGAGAACACAGAACUCACAAAUAGCACUGUACCAACCAGUCGCUCUAUCAUCAAUAAUGUGGUGUCCACCUCUUCGGCAAACAAUCCAGUGAAUGAGUUUACCGUGACUACAGCAGGCAACAUUGAGGUGACUUUGCCAACUCAUGAAGUUCAGCUUAAUGUCUUUGUGAGCCCUGAAGCCCCAGCAGAUAUCCCUUAUGCUUUUGAAUGGAAGCUGAUAUCGCAACCUACAGAUUUUCAGGGUGAAUUAAAAAUGGCAAAUACAAGGUCUCCCACACUGUCAAAACUUACAGCAGGCCUGUAUAGACUGAGUGUGUCUGUGUCAAGGGAAAAUGUAGUUGUGGAAGGAUUUGUUAACAUUACUGUCAAGCCAGCUGCCAGGAUCAAUCUUCCUCCAACUGCGGUUGUAUCUCCAAAAUCACAGGAAGUAUCACUGCCUUCGACAUCUGCCUUCAUUGAUGCCAGUCAAAGCACAGAUGAUGAUAAAAUAAUAGCAUAUCACUGGGAACAGACUGAAGGAUCACUGCAAGAAAUGAACACAGAGGAAGAUAAUCCAGUUUUACAUUUGACUAACCUGGUACCUGGAAACUACACAUUUAGGUUAACUGUAGCCGAUUAUGAUGGAGCUAAAAAUUCUACUGAAGCCUAUGUUGUAGUGAACAAAGUUGUGGACAACCCACCUGUUGCUGAUGCUGGACCGAAUCAACUCCUAACCCUCCCUCAAAAUGACUUCUCUCUAAAUGGAAAUCUGAGCACUGAUGACCAGCAGAUCAUCAGCUAUGAGUGGUCUCUAAGCCCCAGCAGUACAGGAAAGCUGAUGGCCAUGAAGGGUGUGCACUCUCCUUACCUUCAAGCUACAGCUACACAUGCUGGAGAAUAUACCUUUCAGUUGACAGUGACAGAUUCCUCCAACCAACAAUCCACUGCUCAAGCCACUGUGAUCGUGCAGCCUGAGAAUAACAGCCCACCAGUUGCAGAAACAGGUCCUGAUAAAGAAAUCAUUUUCCCAGUGGAAUCUACAACAUUGGAUGGAAGUAAAAGUAGUGAUGACCACGGCAUUGUCUCUUACAAGUGGGAAAAAAUAAGUGGGCCGUCUGCGGUGACCAUUCAGGACAGUGACAAACCAGUGGCAGUUGUCUCUAACCUUCAGCUUGGUACAUACCACUUUCAUUUGACUGUCAUAGACCAUGAAGGGUUAGAGAGCUCAGCUGUUCUCUCUGUAACUGUUAAAGAAGGAAAGAACAGUCCCCCUAAAGCUAACGCUGGAGGGACACACGUUCUUGUGCUUCCGAAUAGUUCCAUUUCACUGGACGGAUCAAAAUCUAUUGAUGACCAGAGCAUUGUUUCAUACGCGUGGACAAGAGACAGCCAGAGCCCAGCAGCCGGGGAUGUGAUGGACUCAUCUUGGAAUAAACCUGUUCUACACCUCACCAAUUUGGUAGAGGGAAUAUAUCGCUUUCAUCUGAAGGUCACAGAUACCAAUGGAGAUUCAGAUAUUGACAUGGCAACAGUGGAAGUGCGUCCUGAUCCACGGAAAGCAAACUUAGUUGAGCUGAUUUUAGAAGUGGCUGUCAGCCAGCUAAGUGAACAACAGAAAGACACCUUAGUGAGACAGCUGGCUGUCCUCCUCAAUGUUCUCGAUUCUGACGUGAAAAUUCAGAAGAUACAAGCACAUUCAGAUAUAAGCACAGUGAUUAUUUUCUAUGUACAGAGCGGUCAUCCUGUUAAAAUAAGAAAGUCAGUGGAUGUUGCACACACGCUACAGAAACAGCUUUUAAAGGAAAAGGCAGAUUUUCUACUGUACAAAGUGCUCAGAGUGGACACUGCUGUGUGUCUUCUAAAAUGCUCGGGCCAUGGACACUGUGACCCAAUAACAAAAUCCUGUAUUUGCUAUCCAUUUUGGAUAGAGAACUGGCUACGACGUUAUGUCAAUGAUGGAGAAAGCAAUUGCGAAUGGAGCGUUCUUUACAUCAUUGUACUAGCAUUUGCCUUGGUUGCCUUCCUAAUGGGACUGACAUGGGUCUGCAUGUGUUGCUACAAAAGCCGCAAAAGGACGAAAAUACGGAAAAAAACUAAAUAUACAAUCCUGGACAAUUUUGAUGAUCAAGAAAGAAUGGCAUUACGACCCAAGUAUGGUAUAAAACACAGAAGCACAGAACAUAACUCCAGCCUCAUGGUUUCAGAGUCUGAGUUUGACAGUGACCAAGACACAAUUUUCACUCGUGAUAAAGUGGACCAGGAUAACCCCAAAAAUAUUUCCAGUAGUGCCCUCAAAAAUGGUGCUCCUUUUAAUUUCAGCUCAAAAUGCAGAUAA
Molecule: messenger RNA, 3189 nt
Organism: Bufo gargarizans (Asiatic toad)
Lineage: Eukaryota; Metazoa; Chordata; Amphibia; Anura; Bufonidae
Product: KIAA0319 ortholog
Exons: 20
Coding region: 1-3189 (1062 amino acids)
Biological process (GO): homophilic cell-cell adhesion; neuron migration; negative regulation of dendrite development
Cellular component (GO): plasma membrane; cytoplasmic vesicle
Molecular function (GO): calcium ion binding
Source: RefSeq, a predicted model, not a curated record